AAAAUGUCUUCUUCCCAUUCUUUUGCCAUUGUUAUUUCAUCCUUGGCUAUUUUUUUAUCUCUUAUUUCCCAUCCUUGUGAUUCUUAUGUGUCCGAGGACACCAGGUCAAUCAUAAUUGAAGAUGACUGGAAACUCAUAAUCUCCGGUUCUAUCCAUUACCCUCGCAGUACUCCGGGGAUGUGGCCAAGUCUUAUUAGAAAUGCAAGAUUAGGAGGCCUUAAUGCGAUUGAGACCUACGUUUUUUGGAAUGCACAUGAACCACAGUAUCGUCAGUAUGAUUUUACCGGGAACCUUGACUUGGUGAGAUUUAUCAAGGCGGUUCAUCAAGAAGGGCUUUAUGUUAUUUUAAGGAUUGGACCAUAUAUUUCUGGCGAGUGGAGUUUUGGGGGGUUACCAGUUUGGUUGAAAAACAUGCCAGGCGUUUCAUUUAGAACAAACAAUACAAUUUUUAUGGAUGAGAUGAAAAAUUUCACAACAUUAAUUGUGAAAACACUGGAAGACAAUGAUCUUUUUGAAGACCAAACAGGACCUAUAAUCAUUGUUCAGAUUGAAAAUGAUUAUGAGAUUGUGGAAGAUAGCUAUGGAGAAGCUGGAAAAGCAUAUGCACAAUGGUGUAUUGAUCUGGCUAAAAGUUUUAAUCUUUUGAUCCCUUGGAUCAUGGGCCAACAAGAAAGCUAUGAUGUGAUCGCUACUUGCAAUGGCUGGUACUGUGACCAAUGGUACCCUCCAAAUCAUAAAAAGGAUACAGAUCCAAAAUGGUGGAUUGAGAAUUGGACUGGCAGCUAUAAGAAAUGGGGAGGAAGACAAGCCCAUAGAACUGCCGAGGAUCUUGCAUUUUCUGUUGCUCGUUUCUUCCUAAAUGAUGGUAGUUUGGUAAAUUACUAUAUGUAUCAUGGUGGUACCAAUUUUGGUGAAACCGCUGGAGGUCCAUAUGUCACCACAUCAUAUGAUUAUGAUGCACCACUUGAUGAAUAUGGUAAUCCUAAUCAACCCAAAUGGGGACAUCUUAAAAACCUUCACGAGGUAUUAUUUUCUUUAGGGAUUAAUCUUAUUUUUGGUGACAAAACAGAGGUCAAUUUGGGUGGCAGUAUAACGGCGAAGAUUAUCUCUUACAAAGGACAAAGAAGUUGUUUCUUUUCGAAUAUAUACGACGAUGAUAGUUUUAUUACAUUCGAAGGGAAUGAGUUUUUCCUUCCCAGUUGGUCUGUUAGUAUUUCUCCUGAUUGUAAAACAGAAGUUUACAAUACUGCCAAGGUGAAUGCACAAACAUCUAUUAUGAUGUACAGACCGAUUCAUCCUCUCGGUAAUAACACUCCUUAUCAAUUGGAAUGGGAGUCGACACCGGAACAAAUUAUUAAUAUUAAUAGAUAUGGAAAUCUUGAUAAAGGAGAUUUUAUUGCUUCUAAUUAUCUUUUGGAUCAGAAAACAGUAACUAACGGUACCAGUGAUUAUUUGUGGUUAUUGACACUUUAUACUCAUAAUUCCACUGAUCCUGAAUGGGUCAAUAAGGAUAUAUUUCUGCAGGUGCAUACGUUUGGGCCUGUGAUUCAUGCUUUUGUAAAUACAAAAUUCUUUGGAUCACAAACUGCAGAGGAUGGUAAUUUUGAUUUUCAAUUUGAGACAAAAAUUCAUUUAUUGGAAGGAAUUAAUCGCAUCGUUUUAGUUAGUGUUUCUGUUGGAUUACCCUAUUAUGGUGCUUCCUUUGAAAACCUGGGAACUGGAAUUGUUGGACCUAUCAAAAUAAUUGCAAGAAGCAAAACUGGAAACGAUUCUGAAGUGAUUAGGGACAUUUCAACAAAUAGAUGGGUUUACAAGACAGGAUUACAUGGAGUAGAUCUCGGAUAUCAAAGUCCUAUACAUUGUUAUAGAGCCAAUUGGUCUUCAGCUCUCGAAACUAAUCGACCUUUCACUUGGUACAGGACAAAUUUCUAUUAUCCUCGAGGAAACAAUCCUGUCGUGGUUGACCUGAGCGGAAUGGGAAAAGGAGUUGCUUGGGUUAAUGGAAUUAAUAUAGGGAGAUAUUGGACUAAAUAUCUUGCCAGUGAAGAAGGUUGUGACUCUAAUUGUGAUUAUAAGGGAGAAUAUACCAGAGAGAAAUGCAAUACUGGGUGUGGAGAACCAGCACAAAAAUACUAUCAUAUCCCUAGAGGUUUUCUAAAGCCACAUAGAAAUAUGUUUGUAUUGUUUGAAGAGUUAGGUGGAAACCCCCAAAAUGUUCAAAUCCAUACAGUUACUGUUGGUAAAAUUUGUGCAUUUGCUUAUGAAGGGAGUACUCUGGAAUUAGCUUGCACAGGAGGACAUAGCAUUGCUAAAAUUAGCUUUGCUAGCUUUGGUAAUCCUCAAGGUAAAUGUGGAGAAUAUGAUAUGGGCACUUGUCAUGCUUCAGAUUCCAUGGAAGUUGUUCAACAGGCUUGUCUUCUCCAGAAAAAGUGCUCCAUUAAUGUUGAUGUAGACCAUUUUGCUCAGUUACCUCAGGAUUGCAAAACUAGAUUUAGUUAUAAUCUUGCUGUUGAAGCUGUUUGUGACUAUACUUAGGACUUCUUUAGCCAUGAAUAAAUUUGUGGUGGCACUUUUAUAAGUUAAUAUUAUAAAGUUUAGAUUUUUAUA
This is a messenger RNA of Jatropha curcas, 2607 nucleotides long. RefSeq names its product beta-galactosidase 15. Gene Ontology annotation, molecular function: hydrolase activity, hydrolyzing O-glycosyl compounds; carbohydrate binding. The record is from RefSeq and is a predicted model, not a curated record. NCBI's taxonomy places the organism in Eukaryota, Viridiplantae, Streptophyta, Magnoliopsida, Malpighiales, Euphorbiaceae. Gene Ontology annotation, biological process: carbohydrate metabolic process.